This is a messenger RNA of Cercopithifilaria johnstoni, 1968 nucleotides long. NCBI's taxonomy places the organism in Eukaryota, Metazoa, Nematoda, Chromadorea, Rhabditida, Onchocercidae. The record is from the annotation of a GenBank genome assembly.
AUGUCUUCGGUGUACAACUUAAUCAUUAGUCAGAAGGCUUGGAAUGGAGACCAACUGGCUGUUCAUCUUUUUGCAUACAAAGAAUUGUUAAGCCUUGUCAAGGAAUUGGAUAUGAAUCAAAUCGAUGAAAUUAUGGAUGUCACCAGCAUAUGCCUAAAAAAGGAAAAUGAGUUACCUUCGCUAAAUUUACUGCGAGUAAGUACUGAACUGUUAUCGCUUAUUGAAGAGAAAACUGAAGUAUUCACUGGCAAAAGAUUAAUGCAGAAGAACUGGUCUAUUAAUUUUCGCAUUGUUAUCAGGCGUCUGCUGCAGACUCCAGCCAUCGCGCAGCCUGCACCCAGUACAUCGGAAGAAACAUUUCUUGAUCAGUAUUUACCAGUAUUAUUUGAAUUAUCAGAUGAAUUGAUUUCUCUGAUUGGUAGUCAGUGGUUUGAAAGCGAUCCGGAUUUUUUGUUGUUAUUAUCUUCUCUGUCUUCUAUACGAUUGCGAGAAGUCUUCCACAAACAAACAUCUAUUAAAGAAGCAUUCGUUCAUGGACGUCUUCAUUGUCACUUUGCAUGUUGCGGUGAAUAUGCCAACAUUUUAUCGGAUGAUAAGGCAACAAUAUUAUGUGGAACACUACGGGAAUCUGCAGUUUGCACAUGCGAAUAUUAUCAUAACUGUGAAGAAAGCUCAGAUGAUUUUAAGAAAGUGAUAAUAUCAACAUUCCAAUUUCUUUGUAUAUACAUAGAUUUUGGAGGAUUGGUUACAUUGCCUUCAGAAUACACGAAAAAUCUCGGAGAAGUACUCCUCCGUCUUGCAGUCAUUUGUUGUGAGAUUUCAUUGGUCCCGUUGGAAUGUCUAGCUAAAGUGAUAUGUGAGUUGCCGAAUUUACCCAACACAACAUUGGACACGAUGACGGAUGCUUUAAAAAAAUGUAAUAACAAAGCGAAUGAGGAAGACGUAGUCCGAAUACUGGAUACUUUGCACGUGCAACUGCAAGGAAGUAUUACGGGCAGAAAAUGGUGUCCAGCAGUCAGUUUACGCAGGGUAGCCGAACUUUUGCACCAGAGCCCAAAAUCGAAGUCGCAUCAUCAGGAGAACAAUCCUCCGGGAAAUCCUUAUCAGAUGUGGACUUUAAAGGUGGUGUUUCCAUCGUAUAAAAUUGCUGAGUGGUCAGGGUGUGAAUACUUAGCUGCUAACAUUAGUCUGUAUUGCUUGAAGUUGACCGUUGUAAGUUCUUCAAGUCGGUUGGCUUAUUUCCGGGUUGCUUUGGUUGGUGAAGUUGGUUCGGAGAAAAAUAAUGUCCGUAGAGCCUAUGUUCAACUAAUGUCAAAUAGGAACAAUCAGCUUAAGACCGAGAAAGCGUUGAAAGAAAAUAUUUUUGAGCGUAUUGAUGUACUCGAUUCAAAUGUCGUCACCGUUCAGGGAUUUCAGCUCGAAUUAAUGUGUGCUGAACGAAUUGAUGAUUUUAAACGAAUACCAACGAUGAUUCGUUGCAGCCAUCUUGAUGCUAUUAUCAUUUUUUAUCACAUUAGUAGCUUACGACAGUUCGAAAGCAUUCAUCAGAAGUGGGUUCCAAUCGUAAGACGUCUAUAUCGUAGUACACCUUUCAUUAUUUGCGCAACCGGGAUCGAGGCACGGCUACCACGUGAUGUCCGCCAAUUGCUAUUGCGAAAACAGCUCGGUGACCUUGAAAUUGAUACAACGACAAAACCACCCUACAAACCCAGGAAUCAAUUUAAAAAAACGAGUGCUAAGGAUCCACGAACGUUCCAAAGCUUAAUUACAACAAAAGUCGGCCAAAGUUUGGCUACAGAACUGAGAGCCUCCUAUUAUUGUGAAGUGUCCACUAAAACCUAUGAAGGAAUUGAAGAUCUCUUCAACGAUGUUUUAGCUGCAAUUAUAUCUUCGCAACAAUCCAAAAUUUGUUUGACACGUAAUCGCGUUGGAAGGCCACUACCAAAGGAUGCUUGUGGAAUUAUGUAA